Vespa velutina is the source of this 2247-nucleotide messenger RNA. RefSeq lists its product as uncharacterized. Bases 1 to 2247 code for a protein of 748 amino acids. The transcript is spliced from 4 exons. The record is from RefSeq and is a predicted model, not a curated record. Lineage: Eukaryota; Metazoa; Arthropoda; Insecta; Hymenoptera; Vespidae.
AUGGCGUUGGAGAAAGAUUUCAUGGCGGUCGCGAUGUCAUCGGAUACUUCGACCAAUCAUCGAUUAGCUUCUAAUAUAAGCGGCGAUUUUAAAAAGGGAAACAUGGAGACGUCGACAUUUUCUCGCGAAAUUAUAAUCAAUCAAGAAAGAAGAUCUUGCAGAAAUGAUAAUGAUGAGAGACGUGAUUCGAUCGAAACGAAUAGUAGCAAUGGAAAUAGUUGUAAUUCUGGUUUUUUGGUCGAAAAAAUAAAACGAAUUAAUCGGACGAUGAGAAAUAGAAAUCGUGGGUCUUUUGAAGUUCGACGGAAUCCAAUGCGAGUUAGUAAGAAAGACAUGGAUAAAAAUUUUCGACGUCCAAGACAGUGUCUCUUGUCGACUAAAAGGAAAGAUCGCUUUGAAAAUUCGUUAUCUAUGAUCUCUAAUCGAACUAAAUCAUCACCUACACCGUAUAUGAACACGAGAUCAGUGACUCGUAAAAUGUGUAAUGUUGGAGCUACUUAUCAAGCGCCAACGAUAAAAGACGAGACUCAAUGGAAGGAAUGGCCUGUUCAUGGAAUGCAUGAAAGACCAAUUUUUCAUCCUCAGGUUGGGCUUGCAGCUGAAUAUUUGGGACGUUAUUUCGUUAGCUUGGAUGGACUUUCUUAUCGAGAAAUCGUUGAUCAAUCUGAGAUAGAAGUGGUCUCGGUAGAUCCCCAUGGCGAAUGGUCAUCAUCCAGCGAAAAGAAACGAGGUAGAAAGAUGAUAACUACGGUCUAUCGAAAGAAUACCGAAGAAAAGAGAAAACGACAUCAGCAAGAACAUACUUUUUCUGAUACAUCGAAAGAUAAACAAGAAUUUUCAGGAAACUUUCGAAACUGCAGCAGAAAAUCAUUAGACACGAUCACCCACAGUUCAAGAAAAUCUGCUGAGGAAGAAAAUUUUUUAGAAGGAUACGCGAUUGCUAUGUCUCAAAGCAUUCAGAGCUCUGCCAAUUUUGUUAAAACUAAUUCUUGGUCCGCAACGACACCAACAAUGUUCAUCACUGAACGACAAAAACCAUCUAAUAGUUUCUACAAUGUUCAAACUUUACACAGCAAUCAAUUGAAAUUUGCCAAUAUACUUCCUAGACCAUCACCAAAGAGUUCCUUAAUAUUUGUAAGAACUACAGACACUAAAACUUCUAAUUGUUACUCGACACCUUCUAAUCAAAUAUUUAAACCAUUUUCCAAUGAAAUCGGUACGACAAAAUUAACAGAUACUCUAAACGACGAGGCAUUGAUGGAAAUGAAUACAAUUUAUAAAAAUCUGAUACCAAAAGAAGAUUCUUUUUUGAGUUGCGAGAAUUCUUCGAUCAAUGCCAGUAAUUUUUGUAAAAAAGGGAUGAUGAAUUAUGUUAAUAAGCCACAGAAUAUUGUAAUGACGAAGUGCCUUUUUACCGCGAGACAAGAGAAACGAGAAAAUAUACACGAUAGUCAAAAUAUAAAAACUGUGAGAAAGAAUUUGAACGAUAGAUCCACAUUAGAAAUAGCGUUGAGAGAAAAUAAAGAUAAGUCUUCUACGACUAGUAACAUUGAAAAUUGGUCUACAAACGAAACAUCCGAAAUUGCAAAAAUUCUUUCAGAAUACAAUAGAAGUAUAGCAAGGAAGUCUACUAUGCAGACAGAAAACUAUACUAUACCUUUGAAAACCCAAAAACCAAAUAUAUUACGUAACAAUUCAAAAGAUUUGAAAGAGACGAUAUGGAGCAAAGAGGAAAGAAGAAUAAACAUUAAUUCUAGAGGAGAUUUUACAGAAAGAAAAGCUAGUAUUAGAUUGCCUCAUGGAAAAUGGAGAAGAUUUCACUUUACGGUGGAAAAGAUAAAAGAUUCGUUGGAUGUUACGGAUCGUACGCAAUCCUCGUUUAUCGAGCAUCAACAGGCAAAAUUAAAAAAUAACAGAAUUAGCACGAAUAGUAUCAGUACUACUAAUUCUACUCCUCGUCGCGAAAACAGAAGGAAAUCUCAGCUUCCUUAUAGAAGUUAUGAGAUGUUGCCUCACGAAGAAACUUCAAAUAUAGUGAAUUCUAUAAAAAAGGAAUGUACAACGACAAAAAUGGAGAAUUCUACGAGAACGCAAUCUUUGCAAGAAUUGUUAGAAAGCACAGCUGUUUUAUACUGUACCACAGCUGGUGGUACUCGUCAAGAAGAUUUAGCUAAUUACGUUGAUACGAUGGAUACCACCGAUAAAUCUUUGCAAUGGUUGGAUUCGUGGAAUAAUCAAAUUGUUUAA